GCGCACCGUUUUACAGGAGAACCCAUCCUCACCAUCCUCCCCCAAAUCCAUUUGAAGGCUCACAAAAAUCUCUCUCGCACUCAUAAACCCUCGUUCGCUCUCUUCUCUCUUGUGGCUAAGGACUAAGGGAAACGCCGAUGGGAAGAUGAAUUUCACAGGCCUUCCAUUUCUGAAGGAAUCCCAAGUCAUGUUUAUGGCUUCUUCAUUUCCUCAGCUUCUUCUUAUUCCCAGAUGCGAGCCAAGUUGGACAUUUCACUACUGCCCAUUCCUCAACCUAAACCAACAUCAGGAUCUUAGAGUACGUUAUAAAUGGGCUGUUACAGCUAUUUCUAAGAAGAAAGUUUCAGAAAGCUUAGUUCAAGACGGAUUCAAUGAAGAGGAGAUUGGAAAGAAGAAGACUCCUAGGACACCUAGACGUACCACCAAAAGUACUAGAAAGAAAACCUCAGAUGAUACGCCGAACCUAAAAAGUGAAUUAGUAUCUUCAGUGAAUGAGACUGAAGUUGAGGAAAGCAUUGUUAAUGCAUCUGUAGAAGAUUCUAAGACAACCUCGAGAGUGUCUCAAAGCAAAGCUGCAUCUACCUCAACUAGCGUGGAGGACAAUAAAGCUGAGGCGAAGAAAAGGCGAGGGAGGAAGCCAAAGAAGAAGGAUAAUAGUAUGGACCUUCAGUUUAGUGAAUCUAAAGUUAGUGAUGGUGAAAAUUCCUUGCUCAUUGGAAAUGAUGUUGAUGAAAGUGACGGGGAAUUUGAUUUUGGUACCGAUGAGGGAGAUGAUGUAAGUGUCACAUACAGUUGGCCUCCUCUUGUUUGUUGCUUUGGAGCUGCACACCAUGCUUUUGUGCCUUCAGGAAGGCCAGCAAACAGACUUCUCGAUUAUGAAAUCCACGACAGACUGAAAGAUGCAUUAUGGGCCCCAGAAAAGUUUGUUAGGGCACCUGGAGGAUCUGCAGGAAGCGUUGCAAUUGCACUUUCAAGCUUGGGUGGAAAAGUAGCUUUUAUGGGAAAACUUGGUGAUGAUGACUAUGGUCAGGCCAUGUUGUAUUAUAUGAAUGUGAAUAAUGUUCAGACUCGAUCAGUUCGGGUUGACAGUAAGCGGACAACAGCUGUGUCACAUAUGAAAAUUGGCAAGAGGGGUCGCUUGAAAAUGACUUGUGUUAAAUCUAGUGCAGAAGAUUAUUUAUCAAAGUCAGAGAUCAACAUAGAUGUGUUAAAGGAGGCUAAAAUGUUCUACUUUGGCACACAUUCCCUCCUUGAUCCGAAUAUGAGAUCAACUUCAAUGAAAGCCAUUAAAAUUGCUAAAAAGUUGGGGAGCGUUAUUUUUUAUGAUUUGAACCUUCCUUUACCUCUUUGGCACUCUCGUGAUGAAACAAUAGAGUUCAUACAACAAGUGUGGAAUCUUGCAGAUAUUAUUGAGGUCACGAAGCAAGAGCUCGAGUUCCUUUGUGGGAUCCAGCCAUCAGAGGAAUUUGACACCAGAAACAAUGAUAGUUCAAAAUUUGUCCACUAUGAACCAGAAGUUAUUAAGCCACUUUGGCAUGAAAAUCUCAAGGUCUUGUUUGUGACUAACGGAACUUCUAAAAUACACUUCUAUACCGAGGAGCAUGAUGGCGCUAUUCUUGGAAUGGAGGAUGCCCCACUUACCCCUUUCACUUCUGAUAUGUCAGCAUCAGGAGACGGCAUCGUAGCUGCUCUAAUGAGAAUGUUAUCAGUUCAGCCCCAUCUGGUUACUGAUAAGGGAUACUUAGAACGCUCAAUAAAGUAUGCAAUCAACUGUGGCGUAAUUGACCAAUGGUUACUUGGACGAACACGUGGCUAUCCUCCAAAUGAUGACACAGAGGAAGUGACCACAGACGAAAAUGGCAUACGGUCUAUAACAGAAGUCGAAUUCCGCACAGUUGCUGCUGUAAGUUAACUUUAUUGUUAGCACUGAUGGAUGUAGAUUAUUUGUUUGUUGUAUGCCACAGAACAGAGGAUUCCAUUUCCUUGUCCUCAACUGCUAUGAGAAAAUAAGUGUUUUCCCCAAUGUGACUUAGCUAUGAUGUGGCUUUAUUGCAAUAGAAAUUUUGUAGUGUAGUCUUGUACCUUGUCUUAACAAGAGAGACUCCAAGCUCGGUUGCAAUGUGCGAAUUAUUUUCCUUCUUUGUACGAAAGAAUUGGGUUGCUUGUCUCUAGAUGCUAUUGCCACUAAUUUAGUCCUUAUUUCUAGUUUUUGUUUUUAA
Molecule: messenger RNA, 2219 nt
Organism: Cucumis sativus (cucumber)
Lineage: Eukaryota; Viridiplantae; Streptophyta; Magnoliopsida; Cucurbitales; Cucurbitaceae
Product: fructokinase-like 2, chloroplastic
Exons: 5
Coding region: 146-1912 (588 amino acids)
Biological process (GO): etioplast organization; chloroplast organization; plastid transcription
Cellular component (GO): chloroplast nucleoid
Source: RefSeq, a predicted model, not a curated record